Molecule: messenger RNA, 801 nt
Organism: Adineta ricciae
Lineage: Eukaryota; Metazoa; Rotifera; Eurotatoria; Adinetida; Adinetidae
Source: the annotation of a GenBank genome assembly
AUGAUUAGUGACGAUAUUCGUUUAGGAGAUAUUAUCACAGAAGAUGAUAAUGGUGAUAUAAUUCUUAUUGGUUUUCCAUAUGACGAAGGUGUACGAAGAAAUAAUGGACGAAUAUUCGAAAAAGAAGCACAUCAACAAUUAGAAGAACGUGUUACUCAUUUGAUUAGAAAUCAAAAAAUUCCAUUUAUUGUCGGUGGUGGAAACGAUCAAUCGUAUCCAAAUGCAUCGGGUUUAUUGAAUAACUCAAAAUCGGUUUAUGUUAUUAAUAUCGAUGCACAUCUCGAUGUUCGGCCAUUGAAAGAAGGAAAUAAGGCACAUUCCGGUUCACCUUUUCGACAAUUGAUUGAAGAUGAACGAUUUCAUCAAAAUCCUUCUAAUCGUUUCAUUGAAUUUGCCAGUCAAGGAUCUCAAUGUUCGAUUGAACAUGUGAAUUAUCUUCGUUCAAAAUCUCCACUAACAAAUAUUAUUUGGUAUCAAACCAUUCGUGAUGAUCCCUUGACACCGUUUCAAUCAAUAAUCAAAUCAGCUGAAGAACAAAAUUGUGACAUUUUCGUUUCAUUCGACAUCGAUUCAAUUAUUUCUGCAUCUUGUCCUGGUGUAAGUGCACCGGCAAGUGUUGGUCUUUCUGCUCAACAAGCUUGUGAUCUUGCAUUCAUUGCUGGACAGUCGUUCCACGUAAAACUAAUGGAUAUGAGUGAAUAUAACCCACUUGUCGAGGAAUAUCGAACUGGAAAACUAAUAACGUUGAUUUUUUAUCAUUUUAUUCUUGGACGGGCAAAAGCAAUUCGUGAUUCGCAAUAA